GUUCGUUCUUGCCUUUCCAUCUCCCUUCCGAAUAUAUCGAGCGUAAACAAUGUCCAGAGACGCUAUAACGAAUGCGGCAGGUACUGUCGAAUCGACUCUCCUCCAUCAGGUGUUCAUCCAGUCAUUACUCUCCCGACGUGUUGUCUCCGAAGCCAUUGCGCUCGAACUUUAUAAACGCGCUGUCACGGCAGUCCGCGCCUACGACAGACAGUUUAAUCCUCCGUACGCUAUAAGCGGUCAUGGAGUGGCAAGUUUCGUGACCGACGUGUCGACUUUGCUGCACAGUGUGAGCUUGGAAGUAAUUCGAACUAUCGAUCAGCGAUCCGAUCGAGCCUUUUUUGUGCUUAGAAACCUGGAUGCUUCGGAGGUUGCGUCAUUUGCAACUGACCUCAACUCGAUGGAAGUUGAAUACUUACGCAACCUUAUUGAAAGUAUUGUCGUUUCAUACCCUGCCAACUCAUUGGCUAUUGGCCAAGCGCGUGAUGUCAUCAAUGACUCUCCUCUUACUCAGCAUAAGAUGACCAAGUCCCAUGCUGAGAGUCUGCUUGACGCAUUAGUCUCUAGAGGGUGGCUUUACAAGUCUAAGCGAACGAGGUUUUCAUUGGGUGUUCGAGCACUCGCUGAACUUGAAACAUACCUCAAGAACGAGUUUGAUCAGUAUGUGAAGUCAUGUGCACAAUGUAGGCGUGUGGUGACCGAAGGUCUUGCCUGCUCUAAUGUGGGUUGCGACUGUCACAUUCAUAACACUUGCUAUGCCCGCAACAUCCAACAAUUAGCCAACCCUGUCUGCCCAAGCUGUUCAUCGAGUUUCCGUGAUCUUGCGCCUAAACCUGUCGGUGAAAAAGCAGUAUCGAUUAUGGAGGACAAUUUCAAAGGUGGUAGGAAGAGAAAAGGGAAAGGAAAGAAUGUUGGGGAUAUGGAUGAUGAAGGUGAGGAAGAAGAGGGUGGUUCUUCUGAAGCAGAGGAUGAGUUGGAUGAGCGAAGGGAAAGCCAGAGUCAAACUCAGAAUCAGGGAUCAAUAAGACGGUCUUAUGUUCCUGAAACGCAGUACGACGAAGAACCGUCAACCGGGAGCGCAGGACCUUCAAAACGUAUUCGAAGAGGAUGAGCCAAAGACUCAAAAAUCUGUUUUACCUACGAUUUCCUAUAUUUGUUCACGACAUCACCUUAUUGGGUUACACAUGCAAAUGCUUUUCAUAUUCGGAU
Messenger RNA from Cryptococcus deneoformans JEC21, 1206 nucleotides. RefSeq names its product DNA repair-related protein, putative. Gene Ontology annotation, biological process: double-strand break repair via homologous recombination; DNA damage tolerance. The coding region runs from base 50 to 1108 and encodes 352 amino acids. The transcript is spliced from 7 exons. Gene Ontology annotation, cellular component: nucleus; Smc5-Smc6 complex. Gene Ontology annotation, molecular function: ubiquitin-protein transferase activity. NCBI's taxonomy places the organism in Eukaryota, Fungi, Basidiomycota, Tremellomycetes, Tremellales, Cryptococcaceae. The record is from RefSeq and is a predicted model, not a curated record.